AUGGACUACCUUGUCAAAUGUUAUCUCGACCAAUUCCAUACCAGCCCCCGCAACACCCUUCAUGAUCGUCGAAAUCGCCGCAUUAUGGUCACCUACAUUAGCACUUUGAUCGAAGCGUGCAUUAGAGGUAUGAAUUACGAUCCGGAGACGGCUGUACGUGAUGCAAUCAUUGCAAUAAUACGAUACCAUGAGGAGAACCGCGUCAACAACGGUUCCGUAUGCAUGAUGGGUCGAUUCCACAACAUCCUGUACGUGGCUAUGAAGUUGUGCUACGAUUGGCAAUUGAAAGACACAGGAACUGUUGUGACCCUUCUGGAGAAUAUACACGCUUGUGAAGGAACGUUUGAGAGGAUUUUUAUCGGGGCCAUUUUCGGGAACAAGGCUCCUUAUUAUAUUGCAGGAUGGAAGAGCGAUUUUGAUAACCAAGAAGAAAAUCUUAGAGCUGUUGUGUAUUUUGUGGAUCAUGCUACUACUGGAGGGUUGGAAUUUGACGGUAAAGAAGGAAAAGUUGUUAGGUUUAUUGACGUUCCUAUAGAUAGUUGUGGAGAUUUAUCCACACCGGCAACAAUUGCUCUUCAGCUUGGACUUCCGGACAAGCUCCACAUUUUUUUGAGGUAUGGUGCUUUGAUCGACGAUCAUUUAGUAGAGUACAUCCUCAAAAGAUUAUUGGAGUUUUGUCACGUUUAUCCCUACAAUAUUGUUGCAUGUCUUCAGUUAGUUUUACGAGUGACUUCGAUGAUAAAGUGCGACAGGAACACACUUUUGGAAAACUACAAGGAACUGAUAGAAGACGGAAUAAUUCCUUUAAGUCGAUGUGGAUUUCAAGUACCUGAAUUAAAGCAUUUAUCACGUUGCUGCAUCAGGAAGUGCUUGUGGGAAAACUAUCAGCUACCCAAUGGAAUUUAUACUUUUUCACUUCCUGACUCUCUGAAAAAGUACUUAGACAUUAUGGAAGAUUGAACCUACUUGUAAGCCUCCUCGGACACGUUGAUCCUUCCGGGUUCUCCGGUGGUUUCCGUGCGACUCGUCAAAUUCACGGUAUUUCCGAAAAGACAAUAGCGCGGCAUUCUGUGUCCAAUUACUCCAGUUACUACUUCACCGGAAUGAAUGCCGAUUGUGAUCCUCUAAAAAUAGAAAAUGCUUAGUUGAUAGAUAUCGUUUGUUUGUUUGUUUGUUUACCACAGGC
Zophobas morio is the source of this 1186-nucleotide messenger RNA. RefSeq names its product slow termination of phototransduction (gene stops). The transcript has 2 exons. Gene Ontology annotation, biological process: intracellular signal transduction. The coding region runs from base 1 to 960 and encodes 319 amino acids. Lineage: Eukaryota; Metazoa; Arthropoda; Insecta; Coleoptera; Tenebrionidae. The record is from RefSeq and is a predicted model, not a curated record.